Messenger RNA from Cervus elaphus (red deer), 3511 nucleotides. RefSeq names its product bromodomain-containing protein 8. Gene Ontology annotation, molecular function: protein binding. Lineage: Eukaryota; Metazoa; Chordata; Mammalia; Artiodactyla; Cervidae. Bases 336 to 3194 code for a protein of 952 amino acids. The transcript is spliced from 22 exons. The record is from RefSeq and is a predicted model, not a curated record. Gene Ontology annotation, cellular component: NuA4 histone acetyltransferase complex.
AAAUGUGGGACGGGUUACCAACUGUCGGAUUUUGGAGCUGGGUCAACUGGAACUUCGGUUUAUCAGUUUUUCUUAAAUCCUAGGCAUUUAUUUUCUAAGAAGCCUGAAGGAAAUCGUAAGGCUUCAGCCACCAUUCUCUGUUCUUUCGCACAUUCCUUCCCAGGAACUCACAAGAAUACCUGAUUUUGGGCGCUAGUUCAUCCUAGAGUAGGGAGAGGGGACUACAUUUCCCAGGACGCACCGCGAAUAAACGCUGGAACUCUAUUUCCCAGAGUUCCUUGGGCUUCAAUUCUGCCAGAAAUCUUCCUUCGGGGGUUGGAGACAUCGGGGCCAAGAUGGCGACGGGAACGGGCAAACAUAAGCUGUUGAGUACUGGCCCUACAGAGCCAUGGUCCAUCCGAGAGAAGCUGUGUUUAGCGUCUUCUGUCAUGAGGAGUGGAGAUCAAAAUUGGGUAUCAGUUAGCAGAGCAAUCAAGCCCUUUGCAGAACCUGGCCGCCCUCCAGACUGGUUCUCUCAAAAACAUUGUGCUUCCCAGUACUCAGAGCUUCUAGAGACCACUGAGACUCCAAAACGGAAACGGGGUGAAAAGGGAGAAGUGGUAGAAACUGUUGAAGAUGUCAUUGUUCGGAAACUGACUGCUGAGCGAGUUGAGGAACUAAAGAAAGUGAUAAAAGAAACCCAGGAAAAAUAUAGACGACUGAAAAGAGAUGCAGAGCUAAUUCAAGCUGGGCACAUGGACAGCAGGCUGGAUGAACUUUGCAAUGACAUUGCGAUGAAAAAGAAAUUGGAGGAAGAGGAGGCUGAAGUAAAGAGGAAGGCUACAGAUGCGGCAUAUCAGGCCCGUCAAGCAGUAAAAACACCCCCUCGGAGGUUACCUACUGUGAUGGUCCGCUCUCCUAUAGAUUCUGCCUCCCCUGGAGGUGAUUAUCCACUUGCGGACUUGACUGCAACCACUAUGGAAGAGGCCACCUCUGGGGUAACCCCUGGGACUUUGCCGAGUACCCCAGUCACCUCGUUUCCUGGAAUUCCUGACACCCUUCCUCCAGGCUCUGCACCCUUAGAAGCCCCCAUGACCCCAGUAACAGAUGAUUCACCCCAGAAAAAGAUGCUUGGACAGAAAGCAACUCCACCCCCUUCCCCUCUGCUGUCAGAGCUCUUGAAGAAGGGCAGCCUCCUGCCUACUAGCCCCAGACUGGUCAAUGAGAGUGAAAUGGCUGUGGCUUCUGGCCACCUGAACAGUACAGGUGUCCUCCUGGAGGUAGGCGGGGUCCUUCCCAUGAUACAUGGUGGGGAGAUGCAGCAAACACCCAGCACUGUUGCAGCCUCCCCUGCUGCCUCAGGUACUCCCACUCUUUCCCGGCUUUUAGAAGCUGGUCCUACACAGUUCACCACACCUCUUGCUUCCUUCACUACUGUUGCCAGUGAACCUCCAGUUAAACUUGUGGCACCCCCUGUAGAAUCUGUAUCCCAGGCUACCAUUGUCAUGAUGCCUGCGCUGCCAGCACCAUCCUCUGCUCCGGCUGUCUCCACUCCUGAGAGUGUAGCUCCAGUGAGUCAGCCUGACACCUGUGUUCCCAUGGAGGCUGUGGGGGAUCCACACACCGUGACUGUUUCCAUGGAUAGCAGUGAAAUCUCCAUGAUCAUCAAUUCUAUCAAAGAAGAGUGUUUCCGAUCAGGGGUAGCAGAGGCCCCUGGAGGAUCAAAGGCUCCCAGCAUUGAUGGGAAGGAAGAUUUAGAUCUGGCUGAGAAGAUGGAUAUUGCGGUGUCUUACACAGGUGAAGAGCUGGAUUUUGAGACUGUUGGGGACAUCAUUGCCAUCAUUGAGGACAAGGUAGAUGAUCAUCCCGAAGUGCUGGAUGUGGCAGCAGUGGAAGCAGCACUGUCAUUCUGUGAAGAGAAUGAUGAUCCCCAGUCACUGCCUGGCCCCUGGGAGCACUCUAUCCAGCAGGAACGGGAUAAGCCAGUACCUCUCCCUGCACCAGAGAUGACAGUCAAGCAAGAGAGGCUGGACUUUGAAGACACAGAAAGCAAAGGAAUCCAUGAACUGGUGGACAUCAGGGAGCCCAGUGUUGAAAUCAAAAUGGAACCUGCAGAACCAGAGCAAGGCAUUUCAGGGGCUGAAAUCGUAUCUGGAGUUGUUCCAACCACAAAUAUGGAGCCACCAGAACUCAGGAGUCAGGACUUAGACGAGGAACCCAGAAGUAUAGCAACGGGAGAAAUUACUGAAGCAGAUGUUUCCAGUAGGAAAGGUGAUGAGAUUCCACUUACAGCAGUGAAGACAGAGGCAUCCCCUGAAAGCAUGUUGUCUCCAUCACAUGUUGUCUCAAAUCCCAUUGAAGAUCCGUUAGAGGCAGAGACUCAGCACAAGUUUGAAAUGUCAGACUCAUUGAAAGAAGAAUCAGGGACUAUUUUUGGAAGCCAGAUAAAGGAUGCCCCAGGUGAGGAUGAGGAGGAGGAUGGAGUCAGUGAAGCGGCAAGCCUAGAGGAGCCUAAGGAAGAAGAUCAAGGAGAAGGCUAUUUGUCAGAAAUGGAUAACGAACCCCCUGUGAGUGAGAGUGACGAUGGCUUUAGCAUUCACAAUGCUACACUGCAGUCCCACACACUGGCAGACUCCAUCCCCAGCAGCCCUGCUUCUUCACAGUUCUCUGUCUGUAGUGAGGAUCAGGAAGCUAUUCAGGCACAGAAAAUCUGGAAGAAAGCCAUCAUGCUUGUAUGGAGAGCUGCAGCUAAUCAUAGGUAUGCCAAUGUCUUCCUGCAGCCUGUUACAGAUGACAUAGCACCUGGCUACCACAGCAUUGUACAGAGGCCUAUGGAUUUGUCAACUAUUAAGAAAAACAUUGAAAACGGACUGAUCCGCAGCACAGCUGAAUUUCAGCGUGAUAUUAUGCUGAUGUUCCAGAAUGCUGUGAUGUAUAAUAGCUCAGACCACGAUGUCUAUCAUAUGGCAGUAGAAAUGCAGCGAGAUGUUUUGGAGCAGAUCCAGCAAUUCCUGGCCACACAGUUGAUUAUGCAAACCUCUGAGUCUGGGAUCAGUGCUAAAAGUCUUCGAGGCAGAGAUUCUACCCGCAAACAGGAUGCUUCAGAGAAGGACAGUGUCCCCAUGGGCUCUCCUGCCUUCCUUCUCUCUCUCUUUGAUGGGGGAACCAGGGGGCGCCGCUGUGCCAUUGAAGCAGAUAUGAAGAUGAAAAAGUGAAGCCUCAGAGUAUCUGCACUGAGCUGAACCUGAAACAGAAGUAAAGAUAACGCUUGGGCUUGUGGCCCAGUUUCAGAAGUUGAAGUUACAGAAGAGGAGGUGCCUGGGCCACAUGAUAUAAGCUGGGAAAGUCUCUCUCAGAGAGUUGGAGUAGCACAAUUGCCUGUUUUAGGGCAAAAAUCAUGGGCUGUGUUAAUGUCCUGAUGUUUUGCUAGCAGAUUGUAGCUAGUUUGUACUGUCUUGUGAAGUGUACAGACUUUAAAAGCAAAAACCUGUGAAAUGUGUAUGUACACAAUAAACUCUGAAAGAUAAGAAAA